Carassius carassius (crucian carp) is the source of this 870-nucleotide messenger RNA. Its product is annotated as tax1-binding protein 3-like. The record is from RefSeq and is a predicted model, not a curated record. Gene Ontology annotation, biological process: proteolysis; neurotransmitter receptor transport postsynaptic membrane to endosome; neurotransmitter receptor transport, endosome to postsynaptic membrane. Gene Ontology annotation, molecular function: protein binding. Gene Ontology annotation, cellular component: adherens junction; postsynaptic density; postsynaptic membrane. Bases 11 to 388 code for a protein of 125 amino acids. NCBI's taxonomy places the organism in Eukaryota, Metazoa, Chordata, Actinopteri, Cypriniformes, Cyprinidae. The transcript has 4 exons.
AGACAAAAAGAUGUCGUUCAUCCCCGGUCAUCCUGUCACAGCAGUUGUGCAACGGAUUGAGAUUCACAAACUACGGGACAGUGAUAAUUUAAUAUUAGGAUUCAGCAUUGGAGGGGGAAUCGACCAAGAUCCAGGCCAGAAUCCUUUUUCUGAAGACAAGACAGACAAGGGAAUCUAUGUCACACGCGUGUCUAAAGGUGGACCUGCAGAGGUGGCUGGUCUCAGGAUGGGAGACAAAAUCAUGCAGGUGAACGGCUGGGACAUGACUAUGGUGACACACGAUCAGGCACGAAAGAAGCUCACCAAGAAGAAUGAAGAUGUGGUCAGGCUUCUCGUCACUAGAAAAUCCCUGGAGACUGCAGUCAGACAGUCCAUGAUGCAACACUAAUGCAGAUCUGAAACACCAGAUCUAAUUGAAUGUCUUUAUUGGUUAAUCACAUGUUUAGAGCAUGUUUUAACUAAUGAAAAAACUAACUCAGCCAAAGAGUGAUGCCAGGAAACCCUUUACGCUCGGUAUGGACUAACAAGGACUAGUUAAAGAUCAUUGUGAUGUAUUGAACUCUAACUGAACCUGUGUGUGUGUGUGUGUGUGUGUGUGUGUGUGUGUGUGAAUGAUCGCUCUCAGAGUACAAUCUAAAGAUUGUGGUUUGCAUUCCAUAAUUUGUUACACUAAUUUCAAUUUAGCUACAGUUUAUACUACACUGUCUUUAGCACGUACUGUAUACUCCUGAAUGUAUCUUGGAGUUUUUAAACUCCAUAUCAUUUCAUUCAUAGUUCUCAAGUGCUACAGUGACUUGUGGUUAUCUCAUUUCUCGUUAACACUUACACCUACAUAUACACCCAUUCAUUAAUGAAUUGAUUAAUGUGGGA